AUGGAGAAAUGUUACGAGAGGCCUUCGUUCAAGGCAGCUGUAGCGAAAGAAGGUGGGGACGAAGGACAGAGCGGAGACUGGCUGUCGUCGUUCUUCGCUCCUCCCUCCAAGCCAAAGACGAGAAAGAGCGUCUUCCGUCCCUGCAUCGACCUCCACGAAGGCGUCGUCAAACAGAUCGUCGGCGGCACACUCACCGACACCGAUUCGACGCUCAAGACCAACUUCAUCGCCACCCACAGUCCAGCCCACUUUGCAUCGCUCUACCGUCAACACAACCUCACCGGUGGACACGUGAUCAAGCUCGGUCCUCGAAACGACGAUGCCGCCACCUCUGCCGUCCAAGCCUGGCCCCAGGGUCUGCACGUCGGCGGCGGGAUCAACGGCGACAACGCUUCCGAAUGGCUGGAGAAGGGCGCGGAGAAGGUGAUCGUCACAUCGUACCUGUUCCCGUCGUGCAAGUUCGAUCUGACCCGCUUGAAGGAGUUGAGCUCGAAGGUGGGGAAGCAGAAGUUGGUGGUGGACGUCAGCUGUCGAAAGCGAGGGGACAAGUGGAUUGUAGCUAUGAACAGAUGGCAGGAUAUGACGGACAUGGAGGUGAACAAGGAGACGCUGGAUCAGCUGGCCGAGCACUGCAGCGAGUUUCUGAUCCAUGCGGCGGAUGUGGAAGGGUUGUGUCAGGGGAUCGAUCAGGAGCUGGUCAAGAAGCUGGGUGAAUGGGUGACCAUCCCGACGACGUACGCGGGUGGAGCGAGACACUUGGGCGAUUUGGAGCUGGUGGACAAGUUGAGCGGGGGCAAGGUGGAUCUGACGUUUGGAAGUGCGUUGGACAUCUUUGGUGGGAAAGGCGUGACGAUGGAGGAGUUGAUCAGCUGGAACGAUGGGGCCAAGCAGUAG
Pseudozyma hubeiensis SY62 is the source of this 894-nucleotide messenger RNA. RefSeq lists its product as hypothetical. Bases 1 to 894 code for a protein of 297 amino acids. Gene Ontology annotation, biological process: L-histidine biosynthetic process; L-tryptophan biosynthetic process. The transcript has a single exon. The record is from RefSeq and is a predicted model, not a curated record. Gene Ontology annotation, cellular component: cytoplasm. Lineage: Eukaryota; Fungi; Basidiomycota; Ustilaginomycetes; Ustilaginales; Ustilaginaceae. Gene Ontology annotation, molecular function: 1-(5-phosphoribosyl)-5-[(5-phosphoribosylamino)methylideneamino]imidazole-4-carboxamide isomerase activity.